UACAGACUGAGCACGAGAUGGAGGGAAACAAGGUCGAAUAUGCAGAGAAUAUCAGGAGGACAGAGUGCGAGUCGGAGCGAUCGUGCACAUACGCAACGCUGGGUCGCUGACACCGACAGACAACGUACAAUGACAGGGGGCCAGGGUAGAGGCCGCGUACGACACAGAUGCGUUGGAACCGCGCCAAGCGCAGGGGGAGGGAUAUCACCGAUGGGGACCUGGCGGGCAAAAGCGAGGUGACUUCAGCGGAUCUGGCCCGGGGGCUCGUGAUCAGAACGGUUCGGAGUGGGUUCGAGGGCGGUUCGUAUGUCGGCGUGAGUCAGACUACUGCCGGCCAAUGGGAGGCGCAGGAGGAUGUUGCUACCCUGGAGUGAUCUGGCUUCUUUGGGGGCGCCCGCGCGCGGCGCCGCACUGCUGGAGGUGAGAGCGAGGUCAGCGAUCGGGGUGCACAGACGGUCGGCGGC
Molecule: messenger RNA, 464 nt
Organism: Schizophyllum commune H4-8
Lineage: Eukaryota; Fungi; Basidiomycota; Agaricomycetes; Agaricales; Schizophyllaceae
Exons: 1
Coding region: 168-374 (68 amino acids)
Source: RefSeq, a predicted model, not a curated record